Molecule: messenger RNA, 2861 nt
Organism: Mytilus californianus (California mussel)
Lineage: Eukaryota; Metazoa; Mollusca; Bivalvia; Mytilida; Mytilidae
Product: spermatogenesis-associated protein 20-like
Exons: 14
Coding region: 63-2321 (752 amino acids)
Biological process (GO): carbohydrate metabolic process
Source: RefSeq, a predicted model, not a curated record
CGAAAUGUCGUUUCUUUCCCCAUUCCAUCUUCUUCGCUGUCAGCUGUCAGAAAUGAAUCCCAAUGAAUAAGUUUUUACUUACACAUUUAUAUAGGAGAGGGACUUAUUUCCAAACCUUUACCAGAAUGGCAUCUUCUGAUAGUGGAAAGUUUAGAAAUCGUCUUGCCAAAGAGAAAUCUCCUUACUUGUUACAACAUGCUUCUAAUCCUGUUAACUGGUAUCCAUGGGGACAAGAAGCUUUUACCAAAGCCAAAACAGAAAACAAACCGAUAUUUUUAUCUGUUGGUUACUCUACAUGUCAUUGGUGCCAUGUUAUGGAAAGGGAAUCAUUUGAAAAUGAAGAAGUUGGCAAGAUUCUCAAUGAUGAUUUUGUUUGUAUAAAGGUGGACAGAGAAGAAAGACCAGAUGUGGAUAAAGUGUACAUGACCUUUGUACAGGCCACAAGUGGGGGUGGGGGAUGGCCUAUGAGUGUUUGGUUGACACCAGAUUUGAAGCCUAUUGUUGGAGGAACAUAUUUCCCUCCUGAUGAUAGAUAUUAUGGCAGACCAGGGUUUAAGAGUAUUCUGAAAAAGAUUGCAGAACAGUGGAAGGAGAAGAGAGAGCUGAUAGAUCAUCAAGGAACAGCUAUAUUGGAUGCAUUGAUGAAUGGUACAUUAAUAGCGGGGACAGCUGAUUUAGGACAUCCUGGAAGAGAAAGUGCCUCUAAAUGUUAUCAAAUGUUACAAAAGUCAUAUGAUGAAGAACUAGGAGGGUUCGGUAAAGCACCCAAAUUUCCCCAGCCAGUGAAUUUGAAUUUCCUGUUCCAUUUGUAUGCCACAGACCCUAACAGUGAAGUUGGUAAAACAGCAUUAGAGAUGAGUCUGCAGACACUUAGGUUUAUGGCUAGAGGUGGAAUUAAUGAUCAUGUUUCAAAAGGCUUUCAUAGAUACUCUACAGACACAAAUUGGCAUGUGCCACACUUUGAGAAAAUGUUGUAUGAUCAAGGACAGUUGUUGGUAGCUUAUGCCACAGCUUAUCAGAUAACAAAAGAUGAAAUGUUUGCUGAUGUUGCCAGAGAUAUAGUGGAAUAUGUGACUAGAGAUUUACAAAGUCCUGAAGGUGGGUUUUAUAGUGCAGAAGAUGCUGAUUCCUAUCCAAUAGAUGGCGCUUCAGAGAAAAAAGAAGGUGCAUUUUGUGUUUGGACCUAUGAGGAGAUACAGUCUCUUCUGAAAGAACCAGUAGAUGAUAAACCAGACACUAAAAUGGCUGAUAUAUUUUGUUUUCAUUAUGAUAUAAAAAACGAUGGAAAUGUUGAUCCAAUGCAGGAUCCUCAUGAUGAACUGAAGAAUCAGAAUGUUUUGAUUGUUAAAGGUUCAGUAGGAAAAACUGCAGAGAAGUUUACAAUGGGAGUUGAUAAGACUAAGCAGAUAUUGGAGCAGUGCCGUCAAAUUUUAUAUGAAGUCAGACUAAAGCGACCAAAACCACAUCUUGAUACUAAGAUCCUAUCUGCAUGGAAUGGAUUAGUAAUCUCUGGUUUAGCAAAGGCAGGGUCUGUGUUGCCUAACACAGAUUUUGUGGCCAAAGCAGAAGUUGCUGCUUCUUUUAUACAGAAAUACUUAUACAAAGCAGAUACCAAUGUCUUAUUACGUAGCUGUUACACAGAAGGGAAGGAUGUCGUCCAAGGGCAGACAGUGAUACAUGGUUUUGUUGAUGACUACACCUUUAUGAUUCGAGGUCUGUUAGAUUUAUUUGAAGCCAGUUUUAAUGACAAAUGGAUUUCCUGGGCAGAUUCACUACAACAAAAACAAGACCAGUUAUUCUGGGAUACAGAAGAUGGAGGAUAUUUUAACAGUGUCAGUAAUGAUUCAUCCCUUGUACUCAGACUUAAAGAAGAUCAAGAUGGAGCAGAGCCUUGUUCAAACUCAGUAGCUGUGAGUAACUUACUCAGACUUUCAAACUUCAUUGAUAAACCAGAAUACGUAGAGAAAGCUAAUAAGAUAUUGACUGUAUUUAAUGAACGUUUGAUGAAAAUUCCUCUUGCUGUACCAGAGAUGGUUUCUGGACUGUUAUUUUCUCUGUCAACAACAAAACAGAUAAUACUUGUUGGUGAUCCUGGUUCUGAAGAUCUGACAGCCUUGAUUGACUGUUUAAACAGUCAGUUUAUUCCUAACAAAGUACUGAUAAUAAGUGAUGGACAAAAUGAUAGUUUUCUAAAAUCAAAACUAGACAUUCUACAAACUCUAACUAAAAAAGACGGUAAAGCUACAGCGUAUGUAUGUGAAAAUUAUACUUGUUCUCUACCUGUGAUGUCACCAGAGCAACUGUUAAAACUAAUCAGCUGAUUGAGAUUAAAUAUAUAUAUCUUAUAAUCCAUAUUGAUUUGAAACUGUAUCCCUGUCCUUAAAGAGGUAACCAGAGGAGUCUUACAUUCAUAUAACCUUGUGGUUUGCUAUCAUAUCUUUUUCUGAUGCCUGGUAAAAGACCUCCACACCAUAUUUGCUGCAUUUAGGUUUUUUUUUUAUUGAUCACAAAUGCGGCUGAUUGUUAGGCAACUAAUGCUACAAAAAUACCUCUAGCAUGACAAUAUGUGGAACAAUUCUAUGGAGAAAACUUAUGCCCUGAUUUAAAUAUGAAAGACAGCAACCAACAACAACCACGGAAUGCAACAUAUCAGAUCUUGUUUACACGAAAGCAUAAUCAUCCAGUAUGAUUAUUGUGAAAACCAUCAUACUUUGAUAUUUUUUUUACUAUAAUUUAUUUUUUACAGAGUGUUGUACAUGUAUUCAUAUAUAAAGUAUUUAUCACUUAUAUAAAAAAAAUUAUAUAAAAUACUUUCUCUAUUUGUUACUUUCGGCAUUGAAUAAAAUAUUAUCUUAAAACAA